This is a messenger RNA of Symbiodinium sp. CCMP2592, 654 nucleotides long. Lineage: Eukaryota; Dinophyceae; Suessiales; Symbiodiniaceae. The record is from the annotation of a GenBank genome assembly.
AUGACGCUCCGGGCCGCCGUGCUCGCUGUGGCCGCCUUCUGCGUGGUGGGCGUGGCCUACGAUGCCUUCGUCGCGCCUGCAGCACGUCCGGCGCCCGUGGCCAUGCCCAAGACCGCCUGUGCAGCGCCCAGCGGAGCCACUGAAGGGUGGGGCUUGGCUAUGGCCGGCCUGGCCGCCGGUGCUCACGCCGGCCUGGCCGUCGCCUGGCGCUGCCGCUCGCAGCGGCAGGCAGCCGCCAAGGAGUCCACGCCGACGAAGUACACGGAGACGGUUGCAGACGAGCGCCUUUUUGAGCAGGUCUACCUCCAGUACACUUCGGAGUACCUGAAGGGCCCUCUCUACUGGCACCCGGAUAAGCUCCAGGGCUGGCUGCCGGACUACCCUGGCACUCCCAUGAUCAAGGAGGGCAAGUACACCUCCCACGUCAUCGGCAACCUCAAGGCUUUCAGCUCGAACGAGCUGGCCUUCCUUUCCAUGCUCUUCUUUGGCGUGGGUCUCUACGGCAAUCUCCAGUUCAACUUCUACGACCCGCAGUGGGCGAAGGUUGAUGCGGGCGGCUUCUUCAACGUGUCCUACAUCGUUGAGUCCUUCCUGCUGCCCAUCUCCUUCUUCAUGCACAUCGCAUGCUACAUCCAGCGACAGAACGGCAAGUGA